UUCUUUUUGUAACUACCUGAAAUUGUAUGUCAAUUGGACCUACCAAUCAAAUUCAUAAGGCAAAUAAUGAUCAAUGAAGACCCCCUUCUUUUCUUUUUUUUAAGGGCUCAGGUUAAUCAGUCUACUAAGUUUUGCUUUUCUUGUAGUCGAUCCUGAAUGUUCUUUGCUCCUUUCAGCUUAAAAUGCCUAAUGUGGAGAAACAAGUAACAACAGCUUAUAUUAUUGGGGAGAAAUUAAGAUUUGAACUUUAACUAUCCACUGGAUAUAAAUGAAAGAAACGUAUGUAAAAAUGUAAGUAGAUAAUGGGAAGGAAUGACAACUGCAAGUCAAAGGGAAAGAAAGAGUAGUUUGUUUGGUUAGGACCAGCCGUUGUUUGAUGUUUGAUGAUAAACAAAUGCAGACAAAUCUGUCGAACCAUUGAGGACAAGUAUAAAAAAACAGAAGCUGUCCCUCCUAAUCAACAGCAACUCUCUGCUAGUCCUCUUUUCUUGAUCCUCAUUAUUCUUAUCUUUCUAUUUCUCUACUCUUUUUCUUUUGUACCUAAAAAUGGAUCAAAAUCUCCAUCACCGACACAAACUCAUGCACCACCGAUGUUGCAGCCAUGAAGAAGAGGUUAAUAGUAUGGAGUGGGAAUUCAUUAGAAUGAGCAAGCAAGAAGAAGAUCUUAUUUACAGGAUGCACAAACUUGUUGGAGACAGGUGGGGGCUUAUAGCAGGUAGAAUACCAGGGAGAACAGCAGAAGAAAUAGAAAGGUUUUGGAUAAUGAGACACAGUGAUGGGUUUGCACACAAGAGAAGACAAACAAUUAAGAAAAGUCUACCACCUACAUAAUUAUUAUUAUCCUUCUUUUUCUUUAAACCAAAAAAAAAAAAAACUUUUUGAGGAAAGCAGAUUCUCUUUUUCCUCCUCAUCCUUUCUUUUCCAUUUUGUUUGGGGACCCAAGCUAUUGAUCAUUUUAUCAUUUUCUUGUCUGUGUACUUUUAUUUUUUAGAUUUAUAUCUUAUGCCUUUUUGGUUUACUUGUUAUGUUUAUGUGGGCAAUAUAUAUGUAAUCAUAUUAUCUUCUUA
Solanum lycopersicum (tomato) is the source of this 1067-nucleotide messenger RNA. Its product is annotated as MYB-like transcription factor ETC3. Gene Ontology annotation, molecular function: transcription cis-regulatory region binding. The record is from RefSeq and is a predicted model, not a curated record. Gene Ontology annotation, biological process: regulation of DNA-templated transcription; cell differentiation. Gene Ontology annotation, cellular component: nucleus. Lineage: Eukaryota; Viridiplantae; Streptophyta; Magnoliopsida; Solanales; Solanaceae.